CAUGCGCAAAGGAUCUAUCUUCGAAAAAAAUGGCGGGAGCAAAAUAACGCGCGGACCAAAUCACUAUAAUGUCAAAAUUGUGGCAGCACCCCUAUGUUAACGUCUUCAAGCACUAUGACAUUGGAGGAUGGAAAAGGUGUUCAAAGGAAGGAGAUGUAUCAACCAUUAUGGACAAACAGACCAAGGGUACUGUAUACAGGAUUAUUGGCUCCAUCCCAGCUGGUAACUACAUUCAGUUUCCAUGCACCAGCUCCCAGACACUAGGGCUGACAGGUCGAUACAUCUACUUCAUGUUCAAACCCAUUCCCACAAAGUACUUUGUGGUUCACUUGGAUGUUGCGACGGAGGAUGGUUUGGCUGUAAGAGUGUCUUUCUCCAACCUCUUCAAGGAGUUCAAGUCAACAUCCACAUGGCUCCAGUUUCCAUUUGUCUCUAAUCCAUCGCCUAACUCUGUUGAGGCAGUUACCUCCUCUAAGGCUUCAGUAUCAACUCUUGUUGGUACAGCACCCUCGUCAACUCGCUGGACCAUCCUUAUGCUUGAUCUCCAGUACAUCCUCUCCAUCUACCUCAACCGCACCUACUCCUACCUCAAGACCAUACGUCUGUGCGCCAACAUGUUUGUCAAGGGUGUGUACACAAGCGACAUGGUGUACCAGCCCGGGAUCAGUCCAUCUGAAGCCCGGAAGCUUGGACUAGCGGGGGUGACUCCUAUGCCAAAAGAGAUGGCGUUGCAUGUUCCUAAGGGUGGUGACUGGAGUGAAUUGUACGAUCACAUCAAGUUCCCCCCUGAUGGUCAGCUAACUAGAUUAGGUGUGAUGACUAGUCUCAGGGGGAGGCAAGAUGUGGCUGGAGCUGAGAAGGGUGGAGUGGGUGAUAUCCCCUCAAGUGCACCACAAGAUGUUAAUGCAAAAAGCAAGCGAGCAGUGGCUUCUAGAGUUGCUCUAGUUGAAAGAUUGAGUCCCCAGAAGCAACUCAGCACUAGGAGGCGUCGUGUUAUCCCCACCUCACUUCCAGCUGUAGCAGUUGUCAAUCAGAAGUCUGAUGACCAGUCAGAUGUACAUGUAUAUCCCCCAACAAAACAAAGAUUUCAAGCUGCAAAGGAAAAUAUACCUAGGUGCCAGACACAGGAAGUGCACCCUACAAAUGCUCCAGUAAAGAUAGCAAGGCCUGCCAACUUUAAGAGCUUGAAACCUGAUCCUAUUCUGUCUCUGAAGAGAAUAAUUGGUUUUGGUGGUGGAACCUUUAAAGAGGCCCUGUGGACAAAAAGUGGCAGCCAUAUUGUUUACCCAUGUCAUGCCAUCAUAAUUACUAUGGACGUGUCCACAGCGCAACAGGAAUUUUUUCUUGGCCACACCGAUAAGGUGUCAGCCCUUGCGUUUGAUGGGAGCACCAGUUUGCUGGCCUCCGCCCAGGCCGGUACUCCGUCUGUGGUCCGACUGUGGAAGUACCAUACUAGGAAAUGUGUGGCAAUGUUCCGAGCACAGGUCCUGAAUAUCUUCUGUCUCAGUUUGUCAUACAGCGGGAACAUCCUAUGUGCUGUUGGCAGGGAUACCCAUGCUAAGCAGCUUGUAGUUGUAUGGGAUGCAUCCGUUGCUGUUAGGGGAGGGGAGGUCAGCAUUUUAGCCAAAGCUCACACUGAUGUGGACAUCAAGAGAAUGAAAAUAGCUGAGUUUGAUGAUAGCAGGAUGGUAUCGUGUGGUGUGGACAACAUCCGGUUUUGGCGCCUGCGCAAUGGGUCUGCCCGGUCUUGUCCAGUAGAGCUCAGGCAGUAUGGGCCGGCCGACUUCACAGAUGUCGCUUUUGGUGUGGCAGAUGCAAGAGACCCUGCAGAGAGAAAAAUCUACUGCAGCACGACCACUGGAAGCAUCUUCCAAGUGGACUACCAAAAGAUCGUGCUGGACCGCGUCUACAAGCUCCUCCCCAUUGGGGGUAUCCAUAGCAACACGUCCAUGUCAAUCAAUGCCCUUGUUGUCAACGAGGCUUUUUGUGUGACAGGGUCUGACGAUGGAUACCUUAGGCUGUGGCCACUUGAUUUUAGAAGUGUGUUUCUUGAAGCUGAGCAUGAAGGUCCGGUUUCUACUGUGGAUGUCACCCUCGAUGGCCUGUAUAUCUUGGCCGGUACCACAACGGGUAACCUAGGGGUCCUGAAUGCGUCGACUCGUUCAUACACCACCCUCAUGAGGUCCCACACAAGUACCAUCACCUCCAUGGACCUGGACCCCAUGCGGAGGCACAUGGGCACGGUAUCCGCAGAUGGGACUAUCAGAAUAUGGGACCUUGACACCCAAGCUCAGCUCUAUGACUUCCGCGCCCCGGGAGAGGAGCCCUGCAACAUUGCCUUCCAUCCCACCAACAACAGCUUUGCAUGCGGCUUCACGGAUGGCACUGUCCGAGUUUUUGACAUAGAGACUACCAACCUACUGGCUGAGCACAAACAACACAGGGGGGUAGUGACGGGACUUGUGUUCGCACCGAAUGGAGGCUACCUGUACAGUGCUGGUGCUUUAGGUGCCCUGGCCAUGUACAAUGCAAGCACCGACGACUACCACCUAGUACGCAUGCUCCUGAACAUGACUGCAAGGGAUGAGGAACUAGGCCCCAGUGCCCUAGCGGUCAGUUAUGAGGGCAAGAGACUGGUGUUUGUGGGUCCGUCUGAGUUUACUGUGACAGUGGUGGACGCCAGAUCACUUGACGAAAUUCUCAGAGUUGAUAUCACAACCAUAGCCACAGAUGACCGGCCCGUUGUAGACACAGCUCGACUGGUGACAUUUGCCCCACCUGAGCUCAAACAGCUGCUUGUGGUCACCUCGUCAAACAGACUCCUUAAGAUGGACUCAUCAACCGGGUUAUUGCUUAGCGAGGUGUCCAACGUUCACCGUAACUACACGUCGUGUGUUAUGGCAACCAUUGAUGGACGACACCUCGUUACUGCGGGAGAUAAGAUGAUCAAAGUAUGGGACUAUCACAUGCGGCUUGACGUUAACUUCCAGGUGUUUAUUGGUCAUGCAGAUCGGAUUCGCCAAAUCAGCUUCACUCCGGACAACUUCAGUCUUGUCAGCGCAGGCGAGGCCAUACUAAUAUGGGACUUUUUGGGAAGCCGGAAAAAGCUUAACCGACCAAGUGGACGUGAUCCGGAAGAAACGCUAUUGCGACCUUUACCAGAUCCCAGCGUCAAAGUAACACCCGAAAAACCCUAUAGCCCGCGUCUGGGGCCCAGCUCUUCAAGACCCCGCCGCGCCGUACCACAGCCAACCCAGUACGACCCAAUUGACUUAACGAUGAGCCCGAUUAACCACCCUCCCACGAACAGCCUUGUGGAAGACGAGGAUGGGAAUGUGAUUGGCACAGCAGGAAGAGAAGAGUCGGUACUGGCACACCGGCAGGCGCAUGUGACCAACCACGUGCAACACCAGUACGAUCAUGUGGGGUCACCACAGAGAUCCAGUCAUGUUCCGCGCGAGAAUCACAUGCAUCUGUCGUCUCCACACGUUAUAUCGCCGUCUCGACACGCGCGAAGUCUAGACCUUAGUACUGCACCUACCCAAUGGCAGGUUCAUGAAUAUAAAAGUCCCUCCCCGCAGAAAUUCCACACUGUCUCCAAAAUCGUCCCAAACGCAAGCGGGGCUGCUCAGCACCCCAGUGGCGUCAUCAGAGACGAAAACACUUGUCACCAACCCCCUAUGGUCACAAGGCACUACCAACGCAGGACGCGAGACUCUUGCUUAGCGACCAGGCGAUACACAGCGCCCCCAAGUCAGGCUGGGAUGCAGUUGAAGUCUGUUCUCGGGUACAACGGAGCGGGCAGAAACAACAUGGUCUGGAAAUACGACACCGGUCUGUUCGCGUACACAAGCGGCUCUAUUGUCGUUAUCGAGGACCUGCACUCGGGUGGUCAAAAGCAUCUUAUUGGUCACGUUGAGGAAGUCUCAACCAUUACGUGUCAGAAUGACGGCCUUGUACUGGCGUCUGCUUCCGGCUCGUCGGAGACGUCAGAGAGCAGUCAGAUCUAUAUUUGGGACAUCCAGGAAGAGACAUGUACUAAGGUUCUGUCAUACCAUCCGCAUGAGGUCGUGUGUCUGGCAUACUCGCGAGACGACCGGAUGUUGAUAUCUGUCGGAGACUUCCGGGACUGUUCAGUAGUUGUGUGGAACACCCAAACAUAUGACGUCAUCACUUCUUCGUAUGCACGACUUCCGGUGCAUGACAUACUGUGGGACCCCUACACUGUCAACGAGUUUGCUACUGUGGGAGAGGGGGGAUCAGUCAUGUUUUGGUUGGUCGAUGAGACGAUACCCAAUAUUAGCCUAAAGGUGCAUGAACCAGCUGUACCAUCUGAGCUCACCACAUCAAUCAAGCCAGACAAACCGACUGUCCAUUUCACCUGCCUUUCUUAUGCUGGCGACAGUGUUAUGUACGCAGGGAAUAGCGAAGGCGUGCUUUCAGCAUGGGACACUCGGCAGAACAGUUGUUUUCUCCACUGGCAGGCCGACAAGACAGAAAUAGUUGUGUUAAUCAGCCACCGGGGACAACUUAUCGCCGGGAGCAGCGGCGGAAACCUGAGGUUAUGGUCUGUAGUUGGCGUGGCCGAGAUGAGGUUGCCUGGAGAAAACAACAGGUUAUCGAGUGACAGUCUAACAAUGGAGGAUGAGAUGGUUCUUGAUGGGGCCAUUAUUUCCACCAGCUUUGAUGACGUCCUUGAAACUGGUAUUGUUGGAACCGCAUCGGGUACCCUGUGGUACAUCAACUGGAGCGAGAGGACAAGUAUUCGACUGGUCAGCGGUCAUGCUGAACAGAUCACAAAUAUUGUGUUCAGCGGUUCAGAUGACAAGUAUUUUGCAACAUGCGCCAAAGAUGGCGUGCUUCAUCUGUGGACCACGGAUAACUUAGAGCAUAUGCAGUUCCAGGUCGUAGGACAGAGCUGCAAUUGCGUCGCCUUCUGCCCCAUUCCUCCAGCCACACCCACGAAGUCCCUCACCAACGACGGCACUACUGUAGCAACAGUCCAUCCCAAGGCACCCGGGGACAAUAGCCAGAGUGCAAUCCACCCCUCCCACUGUGCGGCAGGGUAUAGUGACGGCACAGUUCGCAUGUUUGAUCUAGGCAAGGUGGAGAUGUUUAUGAAGAUGCAGCCUCACGCCUGCGCAGUCACCGUCAUUGGAUUCUCCGUUGAUGGUCACGUGGUUAUCAGCGGCGGCUCCGACGGCGUGCUAGCCAUCAGCAGCCCAUCGACAGGGCUGACAGUGCGUCUCCUUAACGACCACAAAGGUGUACCAAUCACAGACCUCCACGUGUCAGCUGUCAAAGACGAGCAGUACAGGCUAACAUGCCCCCUUAUGUGGCUUGCCGCCAGUGCCGACAGUCGGGUCAGCGUCUGGAGUGCUGAUUGGUCCAAGGAUUUCUGCGAGCUUGUUGAUUGGUUGACGUUCCCUUCUCCGGCCAUAGCGCCUGAUGGGAAGGCUCUGCGUAAAUCAUAUCCGGGCGAGUACAGCAAGUUGCCGCCGAGUCUAGCGCGCUUCUCUCCGAGUGACCCGGACAUCAUCGUGUUCACAGGAUACAGUAUGCAGAGAGUCGUCCACUUCUACAGCCUCGCACAGCGCAAGGUUGUCCGGACUGCGGCCCUGACCCACUGGGCUUUGUCUUUGGACAUCUCUCCUAAAGGACAUCUUAUCGCCAUCGGCACACAAGAGCGUUUAAUCAAGCUGAUGGAUUACAAUGAAGGCAGCUUUCAGGACUUCACGGGCCACUCUGACGCCGUCAGCGAAGUUCGAUUCUCUCCCUCCGGCCACCUUUUGUACACGUGUAGUCAUGGUGAUGUCCUUAUAUGGAAUGUGGUGGUGUAAAUGUGUGCCCUAUCUGAUGGAGCGAAAUUGUUGUAACAUGAUGACGUCAUCAGAAGCAUUGCAUCCCGAUGAUCGAGUUGAUAGGGAUAAUGGAACCACUUGUAAGAAAACAACAACAACAAAAUCUGCAAACUAGAACACGCUUACGUCUGCAAAAUAACGUUUUCACUAACCAAAAUUCUGUUUUCUUUAGCGUGAAAAGGCAUUUAUACAAAUAUAAAAACGUGGUGCUCUCGCUUUUGUGAAUAGACAGUGAUCGCUCAAGAGUGCCGUUUAGAGAAUCGAUGGUAACUAGCUGUUUAGAUCGAUUUGGGCUCUAAAGCUCGAGCCGAUCAAACGCAGGUUUAAGAAAAUCAAGCAGUUCUGUUCUCUUGUACAUGUCUUCUAGUGGAAAUCAAGAUCUAUUACUUGGUUGUUAAUGGUGUGACCUCGUGAAAAUAAACCAUUUGUAUAGUUAUGUAUAGAUUCUUAAGAACACUCAAUAAAUGUCAUGUUGAGCUGGA
This is a messenger RNA of Nematostella vectensis (starlet sea anemone), 6343 nucleotides long. Its product is annotated as WD repeat-containing protein 90. The transcript has 39 exons. The record is from RefSeq and is a predicted model, not a curated record. The coding region runs from base 69 to 5840 and encodes 1923 amino acids. NCBI's taxonomy places the organism in Eukaryota, Metazoa, Cnidaria, Anthozoa, Actiniaria, Edwardsiidae. Gene Ontology annotation, molecular function: protein binding. Gene Ontology annotation, cellular component: centriole.